This is a messenger RNA of Acanthopagrus latus (yellowfin seabream), 1847 nucleotides long. Its product is annotated as xylose isomerase-like. Gene Ontology annotation, biological process: carbohydrate metabolic process. The record is from RefSeq and is a predicted model, not a curated record. Lineage: Eukaryota; Metazoa; Chordata; Actinopteri; Spariformes; Sparidae. Gene Ontology annotation, molecular function: xylose isomerase activity. Bases 125 to 1444 code for a protein of 439 amino acids. The transcript is spliced from 14 exons.
UGUUUUAAAGGGGUUCAGUGACACCUUGUGGUGUGAACCCGGUACUGCACUCUUUGUUCCGGGAGCAGGGACGCGGACACAGUUGCAGCCCACUUGCAGGAACCGAGCAAGUUGUGAUCGAGACAUGGCAGCGCAGGAGGAGUUCUUCACGGGCAUUCCCAAGAUCUCGUAUGUACCCAGUGCUGGACCAGGAGAGGUCAUGUGCUUCAGACACUACCAUGCAGAGGAGGUGCUGAUGGGGAGGAAGAUGGAGGACUGGCUGAGGUUCUCCGUCUGCUACUGGCACUCCUUCUGUGGAACCGGUGCUGAUCCUUUCGGGUUUCCAACCCUCCACCGGCCCUGGAAUGAAGGCUCCCCGAUGGAAUCAGCCAAGAAGCGACUCCGGGCUGCUUUUGAGUUUUUCACCAAGCUUGGCGUGAAAUAUUACACAUUCCAUGACAGGGACAUGGCCCCUGAGGGCUCCACCCUGGAGGAGUCCAACAGGAACCUGGAUGAAAUAACAGACCUGGCUCUCCAGCUGCAGACUCAGACUGGAAUCAAGGUGCUGUGGGUCACCUGCAAUCUCUUUGCCCACCCGAGGUACAUGAACGGUGCAGCCACCAACCCCGACUGUCACGUCCUGGCCUACGCUGGCGCUCAGGUGAAGAAAGGGCUCGAUGUCGCCAAGAAGCUGGGCGCAGAAAACUUCGUGUUUUGGGGAGGGAGGGAAGGCUUCCUCUCUGUCCAUAAUACCGAUGUCGCUGUUGAACUGAAGCACAUGGCCAGCUUCUUCAGAAUGGCCGUCAAGUACAAAGAGAAGAUCGGGCUGAAGUGCCAGUUUCUUAUCGAACCCAAGCCGAAGGAGCCGUGCAAACACCAGUACGACUACGACGCCAUGAGUGUUAUAGGAUUCCUUCAGCAUUACGGGCUGGAGAGUCACUUCAAGUUGAACAUCGAGCCCAACCACACCACGCUGGCAGGACACUCGUAUGAGCAUGACAUUGUCAUGGCCUCAGCGCUUGGCAUGCUGGGCUCAGUUGACUCAAACACUGGCUCUCCUGACCUGGGCUGGGACACAGACCAGUUCCCCAUGGACAUCAGGAACACCACCUUGGUCAUGAAGACUAUCAUCGAACAGGGCGGCCUGCAGCCAGGAGGCCUGAACUUUGACGCCAAGGUGCGCAGAGAGUCCACAGACCUGGAGGACCUGUUCAUCGCUCACAUCGGGGCCAUGGACGCCUUCGCAAGAGGACUCCGAAAUGCUGUCCGCAUUCUUGAGGACGGGCUCAUCGCUGGCAUGGUGAAGGAGCGAUACUCGAGCUUCGGUCACGGCAUCGGACAGAAGGUGGAGGACGGUUCUGCCACCUUAGAGGAAAUGGAGGCCUUCAUCGAGCAGAACGGGGAGCCGAAAGUAACAUCAGGGAAGCAAGAGAAGUAUGAAUCCAUCUUUAAUCAUUACAUAUGAGCACUUUACGAUCUGGGUCUGCAUAUGAUUAACCGAUGACCCUGAGGAGAAGCUGUUCUGCGUCGGUACCGGUGUUCAAACCCGAGCGAGCAGAUCAAACGUAGCGUUAGAAAGUUAGAGCACCUCGGUAAUCCACUGGGAUCAACAGUUACACUUGUUCAAGCUGGUUCGCAAAUUAAAAGUACAAAAACUGAUGUUGAACAGGGUCGGAAGGGACCUGAAAUGCUGUAGUAUCGGUGACAGACCGAGUGAAAGCCUAACUGAAUCUAGACUUUUGCAGAUGUGUAUCAGUAUGUAUUUGUAGUGCUCAUCUGCCAUUCAAUGUAACAUCAAGAGGCAUCAUUCAUGUUAGCUGAAGACUGAUAUUUACUGUGAAAUAAAACACAUUGUCCUGACAAAGUCG